This is a messenger RNA of Danio rerio (zebrafish), 1508 nucleotides long. NCBI's taxonomy places the organism in Eukaryota, Metazoa, Chordata, Actinopteri, Cypriniformes, Danionidae. The record is from RefSeq and is a predicted model, not a curated record.
UCGGCCUCGUCUUAGUGUUGUGUUUUGUGUAUUGGGAGACUUUGGCACGGAAGUCCUGAAAAAAGACAAGGUGACUGCAGGAGGAAGGGUCGCGGUGGGCCGUGGAAUGCGAGGCGGCUUUCACACACACAAACACACACACGGUUAGAUCAGGAGGACAGCACUACUGACACGCUGUCAAGAUGUGUUAAAUUAGCAGGACCCAUCGGCGUGGCAACGGCAAGCUGGGGACAGCAUAUGGCCACAUCGACACGAUGCUCGGACCCCCUCGGCUACCCCAAAACUCAGUCUGAUUCACAUUCUCACCUCCAAAUGCGAAAAAGUCUGCCAAACGACCGAGCGUGAUCGACGUUAGUAAAGGUAAAGGCUGUUUGUGGUGCGGUGUCAGGGCUGCUCAGAGAUCAUCUCUCCGUCUGAGCUGGUGAUGCGCGCACAGGGCUCUGCUGUUUUUCACCUGCGCUGCUUCUGCUGCUGUGUGUGCGGCUGCCGGCUGCAGAAGGGAGAUCACUGUGUGCUCCGAGGAGACGGCCUCUUCUGUGCCACACACUUCCACAACCAACUGGCCAGUCCCACCUCCUCUGACUCAGGUAAAAGUGAGGAUAUUGAGGAGGACAACGAUGAUGAAGACAACUUGAAGACUGCAGGAGAGUCAAACAUAACAGGAGACGUGGAACACAAGAGGCCUAAAAGACCUCGUACCAUCCUGACAACACAACAGAGACGGGCUUUCAAAGCUUCUUUUGAGGUUUCAUCCAAACCCUGCCGAAAGGUGAGGGAGACUCUGGCAGCAGAGACAGGACUGAGCGUACGAGUCGUUCAGGUCUGGUUCCAGAACCAAAGAGCCAAGAUGAAAAAACUGGUGAGAAGACAACAGCAGCAGAAGCAAACUGUGUGCCCACAGGAGAAGAGGGAGAGUCCAUCACAACAACAUACUGCGACCUCUUGUGGAGCUCUGCCUGUUGAGCUGGAAUGUGCAGGUUCAUAUCCACUUCCCCAGCAGAAUCUCAGUCUAGACUCACAGAGCUUGAAGCUGGACCCCUUCAGACAGGGCCUGACCCCUCCUCAGAUGCCCGGAGACCACAUGCAUCCCUAUGGUUGUGAUACACUCUAUGAUGAAACAGACAGUGACCCUCUGUGUCAUUUUGGAGACUGUAUGUCGUCCAGUGAACUUUCCUUUUUAACACCCAUUGACCGAUUGUAUUCAAUGCAAGAUUCGUAUUUCGCCUCUUGAGCAUCAUUCUGACGGCUCAUUAAAGAUUUAUGAAGGAGCGUGUGUGUGUGUGUGUGUGUGUGUGUGUGUGUGUGUGUGUGUGUGUGUGUGUGUGUGUGUGUGGGUGAAUGUAUACGCGUGCUUGUAUAUGUUCUGCUUAUGCAUGUUUUAGUGUAGAAAUGGUUGUGAUUGGCGACAAAGGAAAUGUACCGUGAUAAAUAUUAUUUGUUUAAUUUGUAUUUAUUAUUUUUAUGUGUGUAAUCUUGACUGAAUUACAAUAAAAUGCUCAUGACGUGUU